Messenger RNA from Venturia canescens, 8331 nucleotides. RefSeq names its product Supervillin (gene Svil). Lineage: Eukaryota; Metazoa; Arthropoda; Insecta; Hymenoptera; Ichneumonidae. The record is from RefSeq and is a predicted model, not a curated record. Gene Ontology annotation, molecular function: phosphatidylinositol-4,5-bisphosphate binding; actin filament binding. The coding region runs from base 818 to 7870 and encodes 2350 amino acids. Gene Ontology annotation, biological process: actin filament severing; actin polymerization or depolymerization; cytoskeleton organization. Gene Ontology annotation, cellular component: cytoplasm; actin cytoskeleton. The transcript has 20 exons.
CGCAAGCUCGGCUGAGCGCUUCGCGGAUCCUGCUCAUCAGGGAUCUCUACAAUAAUGGCAAUUGACAGUGACAUUUUCCAAUGAAAAGAAAAAUCAUACAACAAGACGAAGAAAAAAAAAUUCUCCCUUCGCUGAAUAAAUGUUCAAACGGUAUGAGUGAAGCGAAAUGUGGUCUCGCGAAUUCGCCGUAUAUAAUAUACAUUGACCUCUUUCGGAAGUGUGAAUCACACACGAAAGAUAGAGCGAGAUAGAAAGAACGACAUUUACACAUGUCUACAUAUCUGCCUACCUACAAGCGUAUUCGGUACACUUUCCCCCAGCUUUGCUGUUGAUUUAAUAACGAAUUUAACUGUGAUAACAACUGUGACAUGCGAAUAGUCCGUUGAAUCGUAAAUUGUGGCUGUUUUCUCGACGAAUCUCAAUAAAGAAUCUGCGAACCCGUCGUUUCAAGCGGUAUAAAGACUUCCAAAAAAUAACAAAAUAAAAGAACGAAAACAACAUUGAAAAAAAAAAUACAAGUUCAUUUGUAUAUGUUUAAAUCGUGAAUCUCUGUUUUAUAUCAUCGAAAUAUAUAUAACCGUCGGUCACUAAUUUAUAUGAAUCCGUCAUGUCUAUAAAUUCUCGUAAAUAACGUUGAAUCUGAUCAAUCGGAUUCUCACAAAUGACCAGCAAAUAUUGUUGACAAAAAAUUCCAUUGUCGUUAGUUUUCCCUUUUUUUACUUCCAAAAAGUUUGGGCGCUGAAAGUGUCCAUAAAUACUUUCAAUGUAUGUGAUUUGAUCGUGCGUUAAAAAAAAAUAAAAAUAAAAAGAAAUAGAAAUGGUAGCAGCUGGAGCAGCUGCGUUAAUGGCAGCCAGCGAAAGCGGCUCUUCCAAAGGCAACGACGGUGUUACUUCUCAGUACGACCCCCAAAAUGCUCAACGAACUUCUGACAAUCAGGGCAAAAGAACACUCAAAGUGGAGAAGAAAAAUAGCUUCAGAAAUCCUGUAAGCAGUAAAACUACUUCAAUCAGAGAGACCAAAGCUUCUAGGCUACGUGCAGCAUCCAUUGUCUCUCCGACAGAACCAACUGCCCGAAAAUCUGUUGGUAUGGAUAAUUUAUCUUCUGGUCUUUACGCAACUACGAGCUCUGUUCGAAAACCAAAAAGUCCAAUGUCGUCGUCCAGUAGAGUACCGACGUGCGCCACGAGGGAAAGAGAUAAGACUGCUGCGAAGCGCGCUUCGGUCUCGAUAAAAUCGCCGGAAGCGGAGGAAAAACGGUCCGAGCCUACGAGCUGUUCAGAUGAUCGAUGCGAGCGAACGCGAAUUCGAAGGGCAAACAAUGUUAAACAAUCAACGUUUAAUAAAAAUGAACGUUCGAACGAUUGCCACGAUACACUCGGGGUUUCACGACGAUCUGAAACUCAACAACAAAGUACAAGUCUUGCCACGACCUCUCGUGCAUCGUCCGCUAUCGCUUCUUCCUUCGGCAUGAAAUUACGCUCCAGCACGCAGCGUACUAGCAACGCAAUUGUCGGGCACGAUAAUUCCGAGGUUUUGAGGAGGGUUGAUGCACUGACGGCACUCACAAGGGCGACUAUGGAGCGCGUUGAAAGACUGACAUCGAAUUCGAACACCGCAGUAAACGGGAAAUCUCGUGGGACGGAUCAACAUUCGAGCUUCUCAUCGAUCUCGACGACGUCAAAAAACUCAACGAGAAAAUCAUCGAAGCUUGGGGAUUCUCAGAACUCUAGAUGUUCCCGAAUUUCGGCCUCUUCCGUGACGUCGAAUACCAAUGGAAAAAAUGGCACGAACGCAGGAGAUGAGGAAAACUGCACGGAGACGGGCGCCACUGCUCGACAACGCAUUCGCCAAGCACCGAUUUCCAUUCUAAAACACAAGAUAACGGAUAGUGCGGAUGUUCCUUCGUCCUCGUCGGGUAAUUGCAACUAUAAACAAUUGUCCCUCCAAACGGACAAUAGCGGUGAAUCUUCAUUGAUCGAGCAGCUGAAUAAAAGGCAUGGAAUACUUAAGAAACGGAGCAGCCUCGAUGACAACGAGAUUCUUCGUCGCAGACGCAGCUGCUCACCGGACACCGUUUCUCCAGAGGUCAACGGCGCCGAAUUCAAGCCCAUUCUCAAGUACGAGAGACGUUCCUCCCUCGACGAACUCGUGAAAAGAUCUGGCAGCCCAGAGCCCCAUCAAAAUUACUAUCAUUUUCCUCAACAUCAGCCACACCAUCCACCUUCAAUAUUGAAGAGAAAAUCUCUGGGCGAGGAGGAUCGCGACGACGGUCAAACGUGCGCUUCCGAACCGACGAGUAUCCUCAAAAGAUCGUCCGGCAGCAGUAGCAAAAACACCGGGGUCGGUCAUCACGUCAGUAUCGCGGCCGCCGUCGCGAAAACCCUUGGCUGUUUAACUUCCGACAUUCAACCGAACCUCAAUUCGGAAGUGCGACCGAUAUUGAAGAAGAAGUUCAGUCGCGAAGAGUCUUCCUCCAGCGAUCCACCGUCGCUGGAACCAAGGCCGAUUCUCAAGAAAAAAUCGAGCACCGACAGCGACGAACACGACGAAAGACCGAAAACGAUACUAAAAAGUUCGCGAAAAAGUUCACAGGAGGACUCCGGCAACGAGAUUGACUCUGCCUCCCCGAAGAAAUUGUCCAUGCUGAAGAACCGCGCUAUACAACGUCGCACCAACAGUCUACCGGAAUGCGACGUCGUCAGACCGAUCCUAAAACAAUCAUCGUCCCGCGAAAGCUCCUCACCUUCGCGAUCCAGCUUGUCUGGAAACUCUGGCGAUUCCCCAAAUUUCGUAACCAAGGAUCUUUUUUUACGUAAACGCGCACGUUCCGUCGGUCAUAUGCAAUCGAACUUUAACGAAGAUUGGCUACCACCUGAUUCUCAUACCAGACGGGACAGAGCCUCCUUCUUACAGAUUCAAAUCGAUUCAGAUCACUCGCCAAAUUUCAUCUCGUCACGUUCUAACGAAUCUACCAAUUCCACCACUACCACCACUGCUACCACUACUACCACUACCACUACUACUACUACUACCACUACUACUGCUACGUCACCAAUCGCACCAAUUGUCUCAUUCAAGUUGCCCAGUAGAUACGAGAUGAACAGUCGAUACGAUUUGGACGACGAAGAUGGUAAUUCGAACACGGACGAAGGAGCCGUUCCCAGCUGUCUUUCAGUUCGUUAUAAUUUUGAGAAACGAUCUGACAAAGGAGACGAAGAGGAAGAGGAGGAGGAGGAGGAGGAGGAGGAGGAGAGAGUUCGCUCGACGUCGAGGCAAAGUUGCACUCGUCGACGCGACCGAUGGAACGCACGAGGAGUGAGCUCGGACACGGUGCUCUCACAAAAUUCUCGUUACACAUCGUUGGGCACCAAGGACGACAAGAAAAGUACUGUUGCGAGUGAAGGAGGUGAAGACAUUUCUGACGAGAAUCAAAGCAUUGUAGAUUUAACGAUUGAAAACGGUUCGAAAGUAUCGAAACUAGCUCAACGCUUCAAAAUAUUGGAAGAACAAACGAAAUUGAAGGAGAGUCGAGUCGAUCGAAAAGGCAAAUGUGGGCGAGAUUUAAAGGAUCAGCAGAGAUACGACAGAUUCAAUACUCAGCCGGUCACGUAUGAGGAAGUGAGAGAAGCUGUGUUGCAAAAUCAGCGGAAAGCUGCGAGCAAUGAUUUCCAUUCGAUCCUUUAUUCCCAGGAGGAUUGUGCAGCAGAAGAAACAAGAGGUAGCGACGUCGAGCCUUCGAAAUUGAGUUUGAGGGAUCGUGUGAGGUUGUUCAAUCGGCGAAUCGCUACCGAAAGCAUAGCCAAAAUCAGCGGUUCUGCGCCGCGUCGGCGUCCAGCCAAUCGUUACAAAACACAACCGGUCACUUCCGAAGAAGUCGAAGUAGCAUCGAGAAUAUUUCCUUCCGAUAAACUCGAACGAAGGAUCACCGACGAAUCCGAUUCCGGCGAAAUUACUUGUCGAGAUGAGAGGCCGACGAUCACGAGUGCCAAACAGUCGCAGCACCCGGUCCAUGCCACACCGCCACGAAGUAUUUUAAAGUAUUCGACGACGUCACAAACUGCCAACGAGAAUCGUUUGCUCCAAGCACGUGAUUCUCGCAAGGAGACUGAUUCAGCCGGUAUUAUUGACGAAGCGUAUCUCCUCAGUAGCGAGCACAAGUUCACGAGGAAAGAAUUCAUAACCAAAAGACUGCAACGACGUAAACGUACCGGUGAAUCUGAUUCUGCUUGCAAAGAAAGUGAGAUGUUGUUCGACGGGGAUAUUAAAGACGAUUCGAAGCCUCAUUCAAAUUACCCGGGGCUUCAUGACCCUAUUAACGAAGCAGUGCCUUCCUCGUUUGAUAAUAUCAUGCUACACGAUAACACAGACAACAUCGAGAUAAACUGCGGCUAUGAUACAGCCGAUUACGUCGAAGCGACGAAUACAAAUCUCCUUAUGAAACACCGCGCGAGAGAACGUGCAAACCCCCUCGACAAAACCCACUCCGAUUCUCUUUCUGAUAACAUAUCAUUCGGUAGGAAAGAUAAAUACGUUACGGAGGUGCAGCAGGUUGAUUUUCCUAGUAUAAGCAUCGCUGAUAGAUUAGCCGCUCUUCAGCGCAGCGGCACCACCGAUUGGAAGCGUCGCGUCAAUACCGAAACUGUAAUGGUGUCUACGAGCGUCGUCAAAUUCACUAACAACAAUGACAUCAGAGAAACGACCACGAGUCAAGCAGAAAAAGAAGAAUUUGCAACGAAACAACGAAAACUCGCGGAGCGCUUAGAAAAAUUAGAAUCUGCUGCCGAAGGAUGGCGGAAACGCGUCGCAGUACCGGAUGCCGUGAAAUUCUCCGUGGCUGGAAAAAUGCGAGUGGAACAAGUCGAUAAUUCUGACCAAUUAUCUCCGCUCAUCGAAGUCGCGACAAAUAGUGCUAAUGACGGGAAAAAGAAAAUUCCACGCCCUGAGCGCUUCAAGAGUUGUAAAAUCAUAAAAGCAACUAGGAAUGGUGCGAAUAAUGGUGCAAGGGGAGUUGCAAUACGGGAGGGAUCGUCGGGAUCGGUUAGCGAAGAAAGCGAGGAUGAGACAAAAUUGAUGCGUCAGCCAGCUACGGUAUUGUCGGUACCGAGAGCCGAUGACGAAACCUUCACGAGCUUUUAUAGCAACAUUUCUUUCGCUAAAUGCGAGGCCGAAACUCUUGAUUUCGAGGAGAGUGACUUUGACGUCGUAAUCUCAUUUUCGGAACGGCUUGGUUCGAGACGCACGGUGCAGCCUCAACGACGACGGUUACCGUCGAAAAAUCCACUACGAAUUUUGGCUGCCCGUACCGACCUCAAGGACGAGUAUACCGAAGUUACGACCGGAGUAGCUGAGAGAGUCAUGAGAACUUUGAAUGUGGAAAAACUUGCAAAAAAAUCAUCACUCGCCGUAGAGGCCUUGGCGGGUCUCGCUUCAACGGAAGAUUUCGGUGCUGUUACAUUGAAAAAUGUCGACGUGGACGCAAUGGGAUAUGGCAAUAAACUACCCCCGCAUAAAGAUGUGAUGUUAAUUCUCGUCAAGGGUCGACGACACGUUCAGAUUCGUUUAGUCGAACCCAUCGUUGCUAGUAUAAAUUCGGGUGAUAAUUUUAUCUUGGUUACGAAAAAUGAGCUGUACAAUUACAUUGGGAAAUACAGUAAUGUAAUUGAGAGAGCGAGAGGAGCGGAAAUAGCUUUGAGUAUUCAACAAAAUCGGGAUCUUGGUUGUCGUGCUAAUCAAGUGAUAACAAUAAGCGAAGAAAAACCUACGUGCACGAGCACUCAGACUGCCAAUUUUUGGAAAAUCCUUGGAUCUGAUUCGUCUCACCGAGCUGAAGCAGUAAUUGAUGCUGGACAUCCCGACGAGGAUGAACUCUACGAAUCUGCUCUCUUGGAUACGAAUAUGGUUUACGAAGUCGUGGGUGAAGAUGAACUUUUACCACUAGACAAAUAUUGGGGUGCUAUGCCAAAGAUAGAAAUGCUUGAUCCUAGCAAGAUUCUAGUCUUCGAUUUCGGAAGCGAGAUGUACAUCUGGAAUGGAAAAAUAGCUUCGUCAGAAAAAAGAAAAGUAGCGACACAAUUGGCGGAAGAACUUUGGCAUGAGGGCUACGAUUAUUCCGAGUGUACGGUUUCGCCGAUAAAUGCUGCGUCGAUCAUAGGACGACGCACGAAAAUGGAGGAAAAUCUAAAAAAGGCUCCGUCGAGGCCGGAAUGGUGUUUAUUAGGAAAACUUACACAACACAUGGAGACUGUAUUGUUUCGGGAAAAAUUUCUUGACUGGCCGAACGUUUCCGGCAUAAUAAAGGUCAAGGAUAAAUCGGAGGAGAAAGAACAAGUUGACGGGAAAAUCGUUGUCGAACCGCCCAAUGUCGAUGUAAUGAUUGAUUUCAAGUGCCCCAUUGUCGAUCUUAUACUCGAAGGAAGUCAUUUGGGUCGGGGUAAAGGAUGGUACGACGAUGAGUUAAUGAGGCAAUUCGUCGUGGAGACGACCAACGUCACCGUUUGGCACAUCGACGAAUUUUCUUACUCCCUCCUUUCCGGUUCUUCAGUUGGGCAGUUUUAUACAGGCGACAGUUACAUCGUCCGAUGGAUGUACACGGUCACGAUUACCGGUCGAGGUCUUAGUGGCGAACCAUCGAAACACGCUUCGAAAGGAAGAGAUCGUUGUGCUUACUUUAUUUGGCAAGGACGAAAAGCGUCCUUGAACGAACAAGGUACCGCGGCCUUGCUCACUGUCGAAUUGGAUCAAGAACAAGGCCCGCAAGUUCGUGUACCUGAGGGCUUUGAACCAGCUGCGUUUUUGAAUCUCUUCUCUGGAAGUAUGGUCGUAAACAACGGAAAAAAGAUGAACAAUCAUGCCAAGAAAAAAUGGCGAAUGUACAUUUGUCGCGGGGACGAAGAAACCGAAACUUUUCUUACCGAAGUUCCUUGCAGCACCCGACAAUUACGAAGUCGUGGCUCUCUCAUUUUAAUCAAUACAACGAAUGGAAAUAUUUAUGUUUGGCAUGGACGUGCUGCUCUUCCUCGUCUCAAAUACAACGCUCUCAAAGCUGCCAAUCUCUUGAAGAAAAAUCGACCCGAAGAAGUUGGAUUGAACAAUCGCAUGGACGUGACGAUCUACGAAACAAACGAGUCGGACGAAGAACCGGCUGCGUUUUUCGAAGCGCUCGGAGGCAUGAAUAAACAACUGUACGUUCCUCUGGCUGGAAAACCUGAAUUGAAUCACACUCCGAGAUUGUUUCAUCUCAGCAGCGUUUCUGGGGAAUUCGCUGCAAGCGAGUUGUUGUGUCCUCAUCGAUCAGAGAUCGUCACACCUUUUCCGUUCCUACAGGAUGAACUCUACCAAGUGAAUCAGCCAGCUCUCUUUUUACUCGAUAACAAGGAUGAGCUCUGGCUUUGGCAAGGUUGGUGGCCGGACAACGGGUCCGAGGAUCAAACUGGUAGCGGUGCUGUCAGAUGGCAGGCUGAAAGAAGAGCCGCUAUGAUAGCUGCUAUGAGAUAUUGGGAAAAACUGCAUCCCGAAAGUGAUGAUUGUCCAGUUUAUUUAGUUUGGGCUGGCCUGGAGCCACUCAACUUCACCAAUUUGUUUCCCACUUGGAAUUAUCGCGAUGAAAUCGCUGAACUCAAUAUUCGGGAUGGUCGUGAUUCUGGUGAAGUGUUGACAGUCGAGGGCGAGCUGGCUCGUUUAACGCAGAGCACUUAUCCCAUAGCUCAAUUGCUUCAACGACCAUUGCCUGACGGAGUCGAUCCAACGAUCCUUGAAAAAUAUUUGUCACCACAGCACUUUGAGGAAUUGCUUGGAAUGAAUAUCGAAGAGUUCGAAAAACUUCCGGCCUGGAAGCAGAUCAAUGUGAAGAAAAAAAUUGGACUUUUCUGAUAAAUGUCGUGAGCAGUUCAUCGAGCUGCUGCUAAAAUACGCCUGUCUUCAAAUUCGAAAGAUGAAUUAUAUACGAAACGCAUGAAAGAACAACAAGCAAACAAAAACCAACCAGAACAAAAAUGAAACAUUUUUUUAAUUGUAUUUUAGGAACCGUCUAUUUCUAAACUGUCAACUAUGUGCUACGGGAACGAAAAUCCGGACAAAAAAAAACUAAAAAGCACGCCUAACCUUUUGCCUACUGAUCGAAGACAAUUGAACCCUCAAUUCACAUUUUCUUCGAAAUUACUAAAAAAAUAACAAUGAAGAAAAAGACGAGUUACUAUUCCAAAAGUAUGAAUAUACAUCUAUACUUAUAUUUUUAAUACACGCAAAUUAUAAAUUGGCUUGUGAAUAUUUCAUUUAUAUUUGUACGGGUUUUAUAUAUUUAUCAAUAAUAAAUGUGUACUAUAGACAGUUAA